This is a messenger RNA of Aspergillus ochraceoroseus IBT 24754, 1818 nucleotides long. RefSeq names its product MFS transporter. The transcript has a single exon. NCBI's taxonomy places the organism in Eukaryota, Fungi, Ascomycota, Eurotiomycetes, Eurotiales, Aspergillaceae. The coding region runs from base 1 to 1818 and encodes 605 amino acids. Gene Ontology annotation, biological process: transmembrane transport. Gene Ontology annotation, molecular function: transmembrane transporter activity. The record is from RefSeq and is a predicted model, not a curated record.
AUGAUUCGUGAUAAUACAAGGGACCUGGGAGAGCCCGUCGGGCCUACCAGGAUUUCGCAUUGGCGCCUUCUAAUUGACCAAGGCGUUGUCACGGAUGAGAUUCUAAAUCAUACAUUUGCUGGAUCGGGGACUGAAGAUGACCCUUAUCUUGUCACUUGGAUUCCCAACGAUCCACGCAACCCGAUGACCACACCGGUGAUAAUGAAAUGGAUCUACACCAUGGGGAUGGCGUUUGCUACUUUGGCGGUGUCCUUAGUUUCCUCUGCCUAUACUGGGGGCAUCGAUCAGAUUAUUGAAGAUUUCCAGGUCAGCGCCGAGGUCGCCAUCUUGGGUGUGUCCAUGUAUGUGUUGGGAUUUGCCAUAGGUCCUUUGUUCUGGGCACCCAUGAGCGAACUUUGGGGACGGCAGAGGCUGUUUGUUAUCAGCUAUUUAGCAUUGACGGUGUUCAAUGCCGCUGCGGCAGUGUCUAAGAACAUCCAGUCCCUAGUUAUUUUUCGCUUCUUAUCAGGCACCUUUGGCUCUUCUCCUCUCACCAACGCUGGCGGAGUUAUCGCAGACUUAUUUCCCGCCAGCCAACGCGGCAUCGCAAUGAGUGUGUUUGCAUGUGCUCCCUUCCUGGGCCCUGUUAUCGGGCCUGUGGUUGGCGGUUUCGUGGGCAUGAAUGUCGGAUGGCGAUGGGUGAUGGGCGUUCUCGCAAUCUUCUCUGGGGCUCUUUGGAUCAUAGGCACGGUGUUGGUACCAGAGACCUACGGCCCCGUCCUCCUUCAGAAGAGGGCAAAGACGUUAUCCAAGAUCACGGGGAAAGUCUACCGAAGUAAGGUUGAGGUAGAACAAGGAAAAAAGUCACUCUAUAGUGCACUGAAAAUGGCGCUAUCCCGCCCCUGGCUCCUUCUCUUUCGGGAACCUAUCGUUCUUUUACUAUCAAUUUACAUGGCGAUCGUCUACGGUACCCUCUAUAUGAUGUUUGCUGCAUUUCCUAUUGUGUACCAAGAGUUGAGGGGCUGGAACCAAGGGGUUUCAGGGCUGGCAUUCCUGGGAAUGAUGGUCGGGAUGAUGCUUGCUAUUAUUUACACCCUCUUCGACAACAAAAGGUAUAUCGACACGCAAAAGGCUCACGGUGGAUUUGCUCCCCCAGAAGCUCGCUUGCCUCCAUGCUUGGUUGCGUCAAUUGCAAUCCCAGUCGGCCUCUUUUGGUUCGCUUGGAGCAACUCGCCUUCCAUACAUUGGAUGGCUAGUGUCGCGGCUGGCGCCCCGUUUGGGUUUGGCAUGGUCUUGGUUUUCCUGAGCCUGAUGAACUAUCUGAUCGAUGCCUACACUAUUUUUGCCGCCUCCGUGCUUGCUGCCAAUUCUGUUCUCCGUUCCCUCUUCGGAGCGGUGUUCCCGCUCUUUACAACCUACAUGUACCAAGACCUGGGGAUUCACUGGGCAUCAAGUGUUCCGGCAUUUUUGGCGCUUGCAUGUGUCCCCUUCCCAUUUUUGUUUUACAAGUAUGGGGCAACAAUACGUACGCGGUGCAAAUACUCGGCCAAAUCAGAUGCCUUCAUGAAACAUCUCAUAGAGGAGGCUGUCAGAGAUUCGCGGGGGCCAGAGUCGGACAGUGAAAGCAAGGUGAACCUUCCUAUGCGCGACGAAUUUGAGGAUGAGCAUGUUGGUCCCGAUGCUGGAAGUCGCACACCUGGCCGGGAUGGAUAUGGCCGUGCACGCUCUGUUGUGUCCCAUAAGUCGCACCACUCCGAGGUCAUUACAACUCAAACUGUGUACGAUGCAAACCCGUAUGAUAUUGACCGGGUGAACACUCGCGAAUCCUUCAAAGACUAG